Nanorana parkeri is the source of this 1374-nucleotide messenger RNA. RefSeq lists its product as uncharacterized. Lineage: Eukaryota; Metazoa; Chordata; Amphibia; Anura; Dicroglossidae. The coding region runs from base 1 to 1374 and encodes 457 amino acids. The record is from RefSeq and is a predicted model, not a curated record. The transcript has 6 exons.
AUGGCCGAUGAUGAUGAGAAGGUGACCAUGUGUUGUACGGCCUCCAACUGCCCAAAGGAAAUCCAGGUCACUUGGAUUGUGGUAGAGGGCAAUGGAGAGAAGGUAAAGGUAACAAAUCAGCAGACACAGACCAAUGGAGAACGUGGCCAGUUGCUGACCAGAGAUUACACAGUGAAAACCGACCAAUCAGAGACAGACAGAUUAUACAACGCCAUUACAUCACUCACCUUCACACCGAUAGUAUCAAAAGACCGUAAUACGAAAGUCACCUGCCGCUUCCAAUCUGCAAUACCUCGUCUCUCAGCCCCGAUGAAAUUCUCCCUGGAUAACUCCGGAGAUGUUGUGUGUUCUGUGGCUCUGGAGAAGUUCUAUCCUAAAGAUAUGCAGAUAAAAUGGAGCUGUGGAGUUGGUAAUUACCAGGAACUAAACAAUGUUAAAACAUUUAUAAAUAGUUCAGAAGAUACAUUUAUCUGUGGGAGUGAAUGUCAAGUUCCCAGUCAUCUCUUCCAGGAUCCGGGAUUCAGAGUACGAGUGAUGUGGACACAUAUGUCUCUGGACCAGCCAGACAGUUGGGAAGUGUCUGCAAAGGACCUUCCCUGGCGUCCAGUGAUGGGAGACAUAAUAGUCCCAUCUUUAGUACAUGGCACAGAGGCCAGGAUGCAGUGUGAGAUCCGGGGGUAUUUCCUUAAAAAUCUGGAGGUGAGAUGGUUACGCAGAGAAGCAGAAAAGCCGGAGCUAUAUGAACUAUCUUCCAGUGAUAAAUAUAAGAUUCCAAUAUUGGAGAUGACACAGGAGCCCGAUAAGACUUACACAUGUACCGCCAGUCUCAUCGUAUCAGUUUCAGCCAUAACAGAGCAAAGGGCAGAAUUCAUCUGCCAGGUGACACACCCCAGUCUGGAGACACCCCUGGAGAAGAGGACGGGGGAGCUCACAGUGAAAGGAAAACCUGUUGUAAGGAAGAUUCUCCAGAAUGGUAAAAAUAUUGUCCUGGAGAUCGACAGCUUCUCUACACAAGAUAUUAAGGUGACCUGGGGAAAAGCAGACAAGCAAUCUGGUCCAUAUACAAGGAUUGAGGAGAAAUCCAUCCAGAAUAAUCAAACAAGGAGCAAUGACGGGAGCUUCAGUCUCACCAACACACUUGUGACUGCGGGGACAUUUGUUAUCAUGAAACUAACAGACAAAUAUUUUAAAGUCACUAUAGAACACGGAGCUCUAAAGACUCCGGAAGAGAUUGUCUUCUUUCACUCCAAAGUGGACGCUGUCAUAUACCUGGAUUACCGCUGGAUUAGGCGGCCGGGACGCUGUGAUAUACCUGGAACGCCUAAGUGCCAAAAAGUCCUGUUCAUCACGGAAUUUACAAAAUCUGCAGCUUGA